AUGCGUGCCAACUUGGACCCAAACUACGACGGAAAGACCAAGACUCGUAGGGACUUGAAAGCCAAUGGCACCUGCGCCUUAGACGCUUGCCUGGAGCUGGUGACACCAACGAGGCGACACUGGUUCAUUCAGGAUUGCAAGCUGGAGGACUGGAUCGAAGAGAGCGAAGCCACGGACAAGUACGCAGUCAGCCGGAACGCCGAAUGUGCGCCUCGCUACCGCGUCGACAUCGCGCCCAGCGCGAUCCUGCGCGAAUGGGUCAAAACCGCCCUGACGAACAUGUACCGCCCCAGCGUGCGGCGGGGCGAUCUAUGGGGGACCACGCUUGCUGCGUUGCCAUACGCGCUGGCCUUUGCGACAGACGACAACGGGGAGACACAAUGUUCCAACGACAUCUACAGGAACCCACUAAGCGGACAUUUUCUGCUCCUCCGAGGACGCGCAGGGCUCGGAGGCCAGCUGCUCGAUCCUGACCACUUUGGCGACCGGGUGAGCAGGCCGGACGCGUUGGAACCGAUCACGGACGCUGAAGUAGACGAACACCCAGGCUCGGUGUGGCAGCGUGCCAACAACGUGCCUGCUGAGGACACCAUCGAAGGGGUCAUUGCAGCGCAUGACCUCACCGAGGACCACACGCAGGCACUCCGCUCAUCCGUCAAACAUCUCGUCGCGGCGGUACAAGGCCCACCUGGCACAGGGAAAGCGCGCUUCGCCGCCGCACUAGCCAGUGCUCGAGCUGCGCUGUACGAUUUGCAGAGGACGAACGCAUUGGACAUCCUGACGCACAGGUUGCCCGCCACCAGUCACUAUCGACGCGCAUGGAACACGGAGCCCAACAGGUCCAGCAAGAGUAAGAGGUGGCGGAAGUUCAAAGACGACCUCAGCAGCACAUGCAGCAUUAUCAUCGCGAUCCACGAGGGCCCCUGGAGGCUCGACCAGCCCAAAGCACCCAAGGUGAUCCUCUGUGUCAUCGACGAGGCGGGCCAGGUCUACGAGGUCUCUGCUGCCAUCUCCAUCGACAUCAUGUCGACUGGCGCCAACAUCGCUCUCGCGGGCGAUCCCAAGCAGCUCCCGCCAACAGUGCAGUCCUGGUACGCAGAAUACUUAGGGCUACAAGUUCCCCUUUCCGAGAAAUUCAAUGCUCCCUGGGCGAGGACCGCCCUGCCGCAGUACUUCUCGCAAGGUUCUCCAGGUGCCGCCCCGGCCGAGCGACUGGAGUCAGACGCCAAAAAGCUAGGCAAAGGCGUGGACGAAUUCAGGGGCGAGAUCAGCGACCUACACACCGAGGGGAUGAUGCCUGGAGACGGCCAACGUGUGCUCAUGAUCGACAAUCCACAUGCGGACAUCACCUCCAAUGCCAAGAGCGGCUACGCCAACCUCCACGAGGUGGGCGACGGGAGCACCUCGCCCCCGGUGGCCAACCUGCCUGAAAGGCCAAAAGGCUGCCUACAGAAGCGCGCAUCCAAGGACUGUCGGGGCUCGCCAGCUGGCAUGGGCAAGGCGUUCACUCACGUCCUGCACAUCCCGACCACCUCUUUGCGAUUCCACAUUGCCUGCCUGCUGGUUGCCCAGCAGCUGAACUUGCAUGCCAUGCAGUUCUCCGUUAUGCUGGCCCUCGCGGUGUGCGCGUACCUGGCGCUCGCGGCGCCCGCCGCGACCGCCUUCCUCGGGGCCAAGGGGGGCGGCGCAAGCAGCCCCGCUCCUGACGCCACGGGGGCUCAGGGCGCCCGCCUGGCCGAGCUCGAGGAUGCCCUGCGGCCCACCUUCGCGGCGCUCCCGAAGGACGCCGCCGGAGGCCUGAGCCGCAGGGCCGUGCGCUACGCGCUCCACAGGCUGUUCGUGCAGCGUCACGGCUGGUACGUCAGGGGCCUCGAGCCGGGCACUGGCUCGGUGGGCACGCCCCUGCAUGGCCUCCUUGAGCGGCACGCCCCGAGCUCUGGCGGCGCCGGCCUGCCAGAGCUCGCCGCCGCCGCGGCGGCCCUUGAGGACCUGGUCGCGGGGGAGACGUCCGAGCGCGUGCGCAGGUCCUACGGCAUGUUCGGACACUCGACAGGGGCGAGCCUCGGCCGAGACGAGGUGCUCGAGGUCAUCGUGGCCUACUACGUCGGCUUCCUCGACGGCGGCGACCUGGAGGCCAGCGGGCCGCAGGACGCGCGCCGGGAGGUGCAGAGCUUCGCCGCGACCUACUCCGGCUGGGCAGACGCGGAGGCCUGGCUCCUCGACGUCAUCGAGCCUCGCCUCGCCGCCGGCGCGGGCAGCUACGACUUCGGCGCCGCCGUCCGCAUGGCGGUCGAGGUCGCGCAUCAGUACCACGUGUUCAACGACUUGGAGUGCCGCAGCCUCAAGGCCACGAUGAGCGCACUGGAGGGCCACAGGGCAGGGCGCGUGCGGCUCCCCGCCUUCUACAGGAAGGGCCUGCACAGCCACUGGCGCUUCGACGAGCGCCCCGAGUACCUGCGCGCCGUCGGGGCGCUCGACGAGUCGGAGCCGGAAGCCCCGUCGGUGAUUUUGCCGAACUACAUGUCGGCGCGCACGAAUUGCCUGGAGGCUUCGGGCAGCUACGCGCUCUGCUGCCGCAACGAGUGCGAGGACCUGCUCGGCCACCUGGAGGCGCACGUCGGUGCGCCUCAGGCCCCCGAGCUGGAGGUGGUGCGGCUCGUCGCCGCGCUGCCCUCGGGCACCGUCGAGGCCCCGCGCUUCCUGCCCUCGGCACUGCUGGGCCGCCUCUCGGACAUCGCGGCCGCCAGCGGAGGCCUCGUGCCUCUGCACGGCCGGCUCUUCGCCCAGUGGAUGCACCACGCGUUUCCUCGCGAGUGCCCGUACCCGCACGAGUCUGGGGCCGCUAGCCCCCAGACGCCGGACGAGUGGAUGCGGCAGACGGGCGAAGAGACCCACAAGCUCUCGCGGGAUGAGAUGGCAAGGCAAGUGGAAGAGGACGUGUGCGCUCUCGAGCUGGAGGCAGGCUCGGCUGCGGGCUGCGGUGGUGGCGAGGAGCUCCCGUGGAGCGACUCAGAGGAGCUGCUGGACGGCCCGCCAGGGGGCGGCCGGCAAGCACUGGUCUGGGUCGCCGCUCUCUACGCCGCGACCGGCUUCGCGGCCGCCGCGGUGAUACGCCGUGGGUCGGGCGCGCUCAGCGGAGGCGCGAGCAAGCUCUCCUGA
This is a messenger RNA of Prorocentrum cordatum, 3159 nucleotides long. The record is from the annotation of a GenBank genome assembly. NCBI's taxonomy places the organism in Eukaryota, Dinophyceae, Prorocentrales, Prorocentraceae.